Molecule: messenger RNA, 2186 nt
Organism: Zeugodacus cucurbitae (melon fly)
Lineage: Eukaryota; Metazoa; Arthropoda; Insecta; Diptera; Tephritidae
Product: zinc finger protein 62 homolog
Exons: 6
Coding region: 278-1948 (556 amino acids)
Biological process (GO): regulation of transcription by RNA polymerase II
Cellular component (GO): nucleus
Molecular function (GO): RNA polymerase II cis-regulatory region sequence-specific DNA binding; zinc ion binding; DNA-binding transcription factor activity
Source: RefSeq, a predicted model, not a curated record
AAAAUAUUGUAAAAAUUAAAAUCUUAAAAUCUCUGUAUAUACAUUGAUAAAAAUUUAAUUGUGAUUGAAUUUUUCAUAUUUUCUCCAUUUAUUUUUACUAUGAAAUUAUGGAUAGUUUCGUCUUUGGUUUUUGUUUCCGCCAUCUUGCGGUAAUGAGUUAGCAUAACCAGCUGUUUGUUUAGUACUGUUGUACAGUUUGCGUGAAAAUUAACUAAAUACAAACUAUAGUUUACAAAUUUUGACUGGGACUAUUUUUGAAUUGUUCGUGCGAAUCGGAAUGGUUGGAUUGUGUCGGUUAUGUGCCGCUCUUCGUAAAAAGGAUACGCUUAUCCCAAUGACCUUUGACAUUUAUCAGAAGUUAAGGGAGUGUUUCAGUAUGGAAAUGUGUAACACUGUUGAUAAGCUUCCCAAAUGUGCCUGUGUUAUCUGUUUAGAAGCGUUGCAAAAUGCUUAUUCCUUCUUCCAGAAAGUAAAGGAGUCGCAGGAAUCAUUAACUUUAUUAUUGAACAGUUCGAAAAAUGAUAAAUUCGAGAAUAUUAAUGAUGUUUGUAUUAGAUUAAAUGAUAAUGAACUAAAUACUAGUCCAACUACCGCACAAUAUACAGAAGCGCCUAAAGAUGAAAUAAAAGAAAAUAGCAUAGAGACGGAUAAUGUACUGAUAGAUGCGAUGGAGUUAAAUAUGCAAAUAUUGGAUAGAUGCAUAGAAGAUAUUGACAAUGAAUAUCAAGCUGUGGAAAUUCUAAAUGUAAUGGAUGUAAAUAGUUUGUUAUCAGAUAUAGAUGACAGAGCUUCGGAUACUCUCAGCCAACUUUCAGAAAAUAGUACAGAUGUUAAAAUAGAAACAUACUUUUUGGAAGAUGUCGAGGACGUUUUAGAAGAGGAGUCAGAAGGAGAAGCCACUGGCGCAGAAUCGGAAAAUUUACACGAAAACAAUUUCACACCUACAAUUAUUGAAAUCCUACCCGCCAAUAAUUGUGGUUCCAGUUGUUCGAAGAGCAUUGAAACAACUGAGCCUAAUAAUAUUCAAAUACUUAAAUGGAAAUUAUACACAUGGAUGUGCUACUCUUGCUCUGAGACCUGCGAAAGUUUCGCCGCAUUGCUUUUACAUGCUAAAGAGAAACACGAAGUUCAAGACGUCAACUAUCUACAAUACAAAUGUGCCGAUUGUCAGAAAAUUUGUGUGCAUUAUAAUAAAUUUCUUAAUCAUGUGCGAUUUCGUCACCAUCCUGAAUUAAGUUUGCGUUGCGAUGCAUGCGAUGUUCCACAGGAAUCUUAUCAACACUUAGCAGCUCAUAGAGAAACAACUUGUAAGGCAGCGCAUUUAUAUCCGUUAGUAGAUUUGUGUAAUAUAUGUGGAAAAAGUUUUCACAAUCGAAAUGCCACUUUGGUGCAUGCACGUGCACAGCAUAUUGAGGAAACCAAAUGGCAUCAAUGUGCACAAUGUGAUAAAAAGUUCAAACGGUUAGCAAAUUUACGCGCGCAUGAACAUAUACAUUCAGGUUUGAAAGAGUUUACAUGUAAUAUUUGCGAUCGGAAAUUUCGUCAAAAACAUAAUCUGGAGGUGCAUGUCUAUACGCAUAUAAAGGAACGAAUUUUUGAAUGUAAAAUUUGUAACAAAAGUUUGAAGACAUCAACUAGUUUGGAAAAACACCAGCUGAUUCACAAAGAUAUCAAGAAGUUCAACUGCGAUUAUUGUGAUAAAGAGUUUCGCACAAAAGAUGCCAAGCUUUCGCACGAACGCAUACACACUGGUGAAAAACCUUUUAAAUGCAAAUACUGUGAGAGGUCUUUUCGUUUUCGUAGUGGUUUAAUGGGUCACAUUAAUUUACAUACGGGUGAGCGGCCAUACUCAUGCCAGGAAUGCAGUCGUCAAUUUACCAACUGGGGUAACAUGAACAAACAUAUGAAACGUUGUCAUAAUCGUCAAAGUAGUGAAAAGAGUACGUAGUUAUGUUGUUGGGACAACAAAAAAAAAAAAUAUAAUAAAACAAUAAAAAAAUAACAAAAAAUACAAAUUUUUGUUGUCAGAGGAGUGUAAAACUAUUAUUAUUAGAGGAAGAAUAGUCAUACCCGCUUAAUUGUGCAAAACAGUUUGUAAGUGGUUUUUAAUUUUACAACAACAUUCAUGUGUUAAUUUUAAGACUUAUUGUAUUAAAAUAAUAUAGAUGAAGACCUAUCUAACAAAA